Messenger RNA from Sitodiplosis mosellana (orange wheat blossom midge), 712 nucleotides. RefSeq lists its product as uncharacterized. The record is from RefSeq and is a predicted model, not a curated record. The transcript has 3 exons. NCBI's taxonomy places the organism in Eukaryota, Metazoa, Arthropoda, Insecta, Diptera, Cecidomyiidae. Bases 300 to 608 code for a protein of 102 amino acids.
AUGUGUGCGGCUUGCACAUCGCAUAUUAGUUUGUUCUCCAAUUGUUUACAUCAGUCAAAAAUGUCGUCUUUGAAAUAAGAAUUUCAGGAUUUUUUUUUCAAUAAACCUUUCGAAAGAAAUUGAUAUCCGCUCAUUCCAGAGAAGCCAUUUUUUCAAAUGAUCUAAAACUUGAUAAAACUUUGUGUGGAAUAACAUUGUCAGCAUUUCAAACAUAAUGCUAAAUAACUUGCGGUCACUACAGUUUGAAGACUGGGUGCAUAAUAAUUGGGUUGCUACUUUUUGUGAUUGGUUGUCUUGAAAUGAUUCCAAGUGAUAACAUCAGAUAUGUAGGCAUCAUUGAGGUCAUUUGUGGUGUUUGGUUGCUCAUCGGAAUUCGUCUAAAUGAACAAUCGAAACUUGUCCCGUGCAUGAUCGUACGUUCACUAUACGUACUUGGUGGCACACUUGGGCCGAUUCUCAACAGCAAUUCGUUCAAUGAUAAGGAUUAUCCCAACAUUCCAGCAGAAGUAAAUAUUGCCGCUUGUCUCAUUAUCGCAGCAAUCAAUGCUUAUAUGUUAGCCGUAAUAUAUUCAUUCUACCAAGUGAUGGGACAAUAUUUGCCGAUGUGAAUGAGAAUCAAUCGACUCAAUGAAACUUUGUCAAGAUAUUAUUUUUGAUCACAAUCUUCUUGUUAUGAACUAAGCUCAAUUAUGUACAUUAAAAUAAAUGUUUU